Messenger RNA from Bacidia gigantensis, 879 nucleotides. RefSeq lists its product as uncharacterized. The transcript has a single exon. Bases 1 to 879 code for a protein of 292 amino acids. NCBI's taxonomy places the organism in Eukaryota, Fungi, Ascomycota, Lecanoromycetes, Lecanorales, Ramalinaceae. The record is from RefSeq and is a predicted model, not a curated record.
AUGAUCGGUAGCGCUAGGAAGGAAGGUGGAUGGCAUCUUGAGACCGAAAACCCCGACCACAAUCAUGGACCGUCGGAUGACUUAAGUCAGCAUCCAACAUUACGGCGGUUGACGGAGGAGCAGCUUCAAAGGGUACAUGAUAUGUACGAUGCUGGAAACACCCCAUCAGAUACAAUCCAAGAGCUUCGCAGAGUGUGGCCGGACAUCAAGAUACUCACGCGCGACAUUUACAAUACGCGCAAGAAGUACAAGACGCAGAAGGAGCUCGAAGAAGCGGCAGGAGGACAGUCAGGGCCACAGCCAUACACAGACCCAAAUGGGAUAAUGCCAGGCCCUGAUGAUCGUGGUAGGUGGGCUUGGAUACAUGACGGCGAUGAGAUCACCCCAAAGGGCAGGAGAAGACGUAAAACAGUACCAGCGGAACAUGCAACUCUUGACCCUCAGCUCCAGACGCCAACUCGCGCAAGUGAGCGAGUCUCUGGAAUCUCUUCGGCGCAUCAGCAACUGGUCAAUGCUUCGGGUGAUAGCGCUGCUUCUCUGCCUUACUCUUUGCCAGGCGAUAGCAGCCGCAAUGCCCUUCCCAGUCGAGGCGGUGAAUGGAUGGACCCUACUCGACUCAACGCCAGCAUUGCCCCCGAUCCAUCAAUGAGACCGUUCGAUACAAAUCCAGAAAGUACAACUAAUGGCUUAGUCCCUGAAUCGCAAGUCGCGACUGCUUCGAAUACAUCACCGCAGAUUUCAGAAACGAGAAAUCACCUUGAGUCGAGGCUGGAAAGUCUUGAAAAAGAACAGCGUGAGACUAGGAGCAUGCUAUCUCAAAUCUUAGGAGCCGUCCAAGGUACCGGUAGCAGUCCGCAGCAUGCUUCCCGUCGGCCCUGA